Penicillium macrosclerotiorum is the source of this 1071-nucleotide messenger RNA. RefSeq lists its product as uncharacterized. Bases 1 to 1071 code for a protein of 356 amino acids. NCBI's taxonomy places the organism in Eukaryota, Fungi, Ascomycota, Eurotiomycetes, Eurotiales, Aspergillaceae. The transcript has a single exon. The record is from RefSeq and is a predicted model, not a curated record.
AUGGCUGCUGUUUCGAUGGAUGCUUUGGGUGCCUUCUCCCAUCUGAAGACCAGCCUACCUUCUUGGAUUACUCGCGUCUCGGAGCUCGCUGCACACACGUCAACCAAACACGCCGAAUACACUGAAGCCUUUCGGCAACACGCCACCCGAAAACCUCGUCGGCGGAGGAAUAGCUCCGUCUGUUCCAUUCACACCGAUGGCCUCGUCCCAAUCGCCCAAACCGAGGACCCCGCACCAGACUUAGUGGAAGACAAGCCUACAGAAUUCAAGCCGAGGGAUUUGACUGUGCCGGCGCAAAUCGCUGGACGUAAGCGAGGCACAGAUGAAGCCCCAUCUCUCUAUUCCAGUGACCGAUAUACCUUGGUGAGCACCCGGCAUAAUGUCAUCAUUGACUAUGAUGGACACACCCAGAAAGUUUUGGAAGAGGUGGUACGGGAUAUUGGUGUCGCCAGGAAUCACAUUCGACGAGGGAAGAUGUCGACGAUGUCUCAUGUCGGUCUUAGGGCGAAUUUGUUAGGUAAGACCGCAUUGGGAGGUAGUCAACUUGGUCAAUCGGAUGUGUUAUCCUAUGUCCGCAGCACGCGUACUGCCAGUGGCAUCGUUGGCGUGACCGGCACCGCGGGCCCUCGCAAGGAAUCCCCAUAUGACUUUGCAGAUAAGCAGUUGGAACUCGCCCACGGUCUCUGCGAAACAGCAGCAUAUCAGGUACUCCGGUCGGGCGAUUGUGGCACAGAACUCGAUGGCGUGGAAGAGAAGUUCAAGAUGCUGCUAGAGAUGGUCACCAAUGAAGUGACACGUCUGGAAGCAGAGAAAAAGCAACAGGUAGAAGAGCAGAAGGAAGAAGAAAAAGAAGAAAAAGAAGGAAAAGAAGAAGAAACCCAACCCGAAGCACCACCUGUCAAACCACCUCUGACUCCGACCGCGCAACGACUCGCCAGGCUCGCCGCACUCACCGCGAGCGUCAAACCCCCGACGACCACAACAGGCACCAUCGAGGUCGACGACACCUCAUCCAUCUCGGCCGAGUCCAUCGAUCUGUCUGCAUUCCGAUCAUCCCGCAUCCGAGUGUAG